ACAAGGUGAUGAUGCAGUGGAUGUUUGCUGUAAUAGCUGUUGGAUUAUCUGCCUUGGUCAAUGUCUGUCAAGCAGAAGAGGUGGAGAUGUGCAAUGAGGGAUAUGCGAGCGCACAGAACAUCAAUCUGACAAUAGCUUUGACUCCAUCUUCCUUUAGAUGUUGUUGUCAUCUAGAUUUCAAAGCAGCUCAGACAGUAUGGAGAAGGACGACUGUGGACUGUGGAAUAACGCUUGUUCAUGAUGUAACAUUCCUUGACAAAAACUGUAGUCAAAAUACCAGCAUUUCUCAGGCGGUCGAUCAGAAUAAAACAGAUCUGUGUGUUGUUCGGGAGAACGGCCUUCAACAGAACAAGUCACUCACAGGCCAUAUGAUAUUGCAAGCGACAAGUUAUGACAUAGACGUGAACUGCAGUGAGCCAGUUUUGAUGAGUCCAAGCACUGGUUCCAAUCCGCCAGGUGUGUCCGAGGUGAAGCCAACUACAGAAUCAACUACUCCGUCAACGUCUUCAGGCAAGGAAGAACAAAACACAAUGAUCCACAUGGAACAUCAAAUGAUACAUGUACAUAAUAUUACAAUAAUGCAUUUAAUUAUGUCUAAACACACAAGCUAAACGUUAAACAUCACAAUACCCAAAGGUUGAUAUUUGAUAAUACGUCAGGAUUAUUUAUAGGCUUCAACACUUCAUCUUUGGUGUAAAUUGUAUGAUCACAGCACACGAUGCCCAUUUGUUAAUGUAUAAUAUGAAUGUGUUGUGAGAUCCGUGAGUGAGGUUGGCUUCACACUGCAUUGAACAGUAUUAGAGUUAUACCACGAUGUGUCAGUUGACAAAGGAGAAAAGCCCGAAGUGAUGCAAGUCUUAGACGUUAACACAUUUGGUUAAACCCAUGAGCACGGGUAUGAUGCUACAUACCCGAUGAACGUACCGAUAUCUGCU
Messenger RNA from Haliotis rufescens (red abalone), 935 nucleotides. RefSeq lists its product as uncharacterized. The record is from RefSeq and is a predicted model, not a curated record. The transcript is spliced from 3 exons. Lineage: Eukaryota; Metazoa; Mollusca; Gastropoda; Lepetellida; Haliotidae. Bases 9 to 611 code for a protein of 200 amino acids.